AUGGUCAACACAUUGCAGUCUGAUACUAUUCAAAAUAAAACUGUCCCAGCUGUUUGUAGAUUUCUUUGUCAAGUGAAAUGCUUGACAGAAUCAGAAAAAUAUAUUCUCCAAAACUCCAAAACCAAAACUUUAAAAUCUGAAGAAUUUCUGGAUCAUUUACAAACUUUCAUAUCUGAUCUUCUCCAAAUUCAGAAAGCAGUUGAACAAGAUAAUGAAUCAGUUUCUCAAAUAAACAAGGUUGAAGAACAAAAUGAUCCAGUAGAAACAAUGGAAGUUGACAGUUCUUGUAUUGAUAUAGAACACUCUAAAUAUAAAUUCAGAUAUCCCAAGCUGGCAGAUAACAUUCAGAUUAAAGUGGAUAAAAGUGAAAUAGACAGAAGAAUUGCUUCAUUUAUGUCACAGAAACAAGAAGAAGUGAAUAAAUUCAACAAACGUGAAUUCAGUAUUGGAGCAGUCUCUUCUGGGGAAGGAUGUGCACGCACAGACUCAGUUUUUAUACCUAGAGCUGGUUCUCGAAGUCAUAUCAAAAUAACAAAAGUUGUCAACACGUAUGGUCCUCAAACGCAGCAAUCCUGUACUAAAAUAGAGCAAAAUGAAGGUUGUUCUGUGAAACAAGAAGACUGUAUUAAUUCUAUUAUUGAAAAUAGAUUGAAUGAUAUUGAAGCUCAUACAGAUAUUAAACCAGAUUCUAAAGAUAUCUGUACAAGACUUAAAGUCAUUGAAGAAAGAAUCUUAUUUUUAGAGAGUCUGUCCCCAGAAUAUUUUAAUCAAAUUCCAAAACGAAAGAUUAAGAAAGAAUCUAUUGAGAAAGUAUCAUCUAGUGAAAGGAAUAAUUCAGGAGAUAAUUAUUUAAGUUUAUCACAGAUUGAUUCUAAAAUACAAACUUUAAGAGAUGCCUUACUCAGAAAACAGUUAAGAUAA
Lottia gigantea (owl limpet) is the source of this 921-nucleotide messenger RNA. RefSeq lists its product as hypothetical. The transcript is spliced from 2 exons. The record is from RefSeq and is a predicted model, not a curated record. NCBI's taxonomy places the organism in Eukaryota, Metazoa, Mollusca, Gastropoda, Lottiidae. The coding region runs from base 1 to 921 and encodes 306 amino acids.